CAGAUUUUGGAUUAAGUAAGCGUAUCGAGAGUAAUAGUGUCAAUAGCGCAUCAAAAUUAUUUGGUGUUGUUCCAUAUAUUGAUCCCAAAGGAUUUGGUAGUGAUAGAAAAAACAAAGAUUCUUCAAUUGGAAAGUUUAAAUUGAAUAAGAAAAGUGAUGUAUAUAGCGUUGGCGUAAUAUUUUGGGAGUUAUCUAGUGGAAAAAAACCUUUUGCUGAUAAUGAUUAUGAUAUACAUAUGAUCUUGGAAAUUUCUCGAGGGCUCAGAGAAGAUGUUGUAGAAGGCACGCCUAAAGAAUACUCUAAACUUUAUAAAA
This is a messenger RNA of Funneliformis geosporum, 315 nucleotides long. Lineage: Eukaryota; Fungi; Glomeromycota; Glomeromycetes; Glomerales; Glomeraceae. The record is from the annotation of a GenBank genome assembly.